Molecule: messenger RNA, 2876 nt
Organism: Haliotis rubra (blacklip abalone)
Lineage: Eukaryota; Metazoa; Mollusca; Gastropoda; Lepetellida; Haliotidae
Product: F-box only protein 36-like
Exons: 5
Coding region: 25-633 (202 amino acids)
Molecular function (GO): protein binding
Source: RefSeq, a predicted model, not a curated record
GGUUGGGAUGGUGAUAGCGUCAAAAUGGCGACGAAGUGGACACACUGGUUGAACGAGCACGAAGCUCUUGUUGAUUAUGGUCAACAAGCUCCGUCUCCAUCGAAGGAUUUCUUCCAUAUAUUUGUUACACCGAACGAGUUCAUCUACCGACUUUGGAAGAUAGUUCCUCCAACCCGCUCCGAUUACCAGAACAAUCCACCAUCGGAAGUAAGGAACUCAUGGGAGGACUUCCCCCUCGAUGACCGCCUACACAGUGAGCUACAGCGAGUGGGUGGCAGCAAGACGCUGGACUACUUGCUCAACCUCGCCAACGGCCACUUGGACUAUCUCCCUCGUCUUCCACGCAACGUCCUCAUCCAGAUCAUCAUGAUGCUGGACCUGGAGGACAUCAAGGCUCUGAGUCUCGUGUCACAUUUCUUCAAAGAGUUGUGUAACUGCAAUGAACUGUGGGAGAAGAUCUACAGACAGAACAGUGAGACGCCAAUCACAGACGAGUUACAGAGUCUUGCUAGGGAGCAUGGCUGGAAGGAUCUGUUCUUCACCAACAAGCUUCAGUUGCAGAAACAUUUGCGACGCCAAGCGGAAAGGCAAGCCCCAGCCAACCAGGCCUUCCUGACCCAACCAAUGGAAUAGAGACAAUGCUCAGAGCAGCUGAGGUAGUCAUCACAUCCGUCCAUCUUGUCUGUCUACCUCCAGCCAAUCAAAGUCCAGCUUUUGCAUCACAUGACCUUAUCUUGAGCAGAUGGUAAAUGUCUGGGUCAGGCAUUGUAGGUGUAGGUGUUUGUGCUUAACUACAGAAUGAGUUGAUUGGAAAGGUUAAAUUUGAAUUGUUUUGUUUGACUGUCUUGUUAAUGUGAAUAUUAAGGUCAUCAACAAGGUAUUUUUUUAACACCAUCCAUCACAAUGAAGGAGGUUAUUUGUUUGUUUGCUGUUACAAGAACUGAUGAUACAGGACACUUUUACAUUCAUGCCUUUGGGAGAAAGCUGUCAGGUGAUAACUGGCAACGUAUGUCUGUAGUCUUCCUACAUUUAAUGGGUUAAAACUAUUCUAAUAAACUUUCUCACAUGUCGCAUUAUUACAUAAACAUAGUACACUUUCACUGCAUAUUCACUGAGCCAUAUCAUUGUUUAGAAAAAAAACACUACAUUUCAAUUAAAGAUUUGGAUAGCUUAGCAAUUCACUAUAAGCAUUAGGCCAGGUGAUGACUUGUGUCACCCUAAACUGACCUGAGGUCAUACAGUCAAAUGAUUCAUUCUGAUGAAACUGAGAAUUGCUCAUGAGCCAGGGUAAAAUAUGGCAUUUCCUGCUGUGUUAGAAGUUCCUUGUACUUGCCAGUUCCACAGUUUCCUAAUACCUUAAGGGCACACUAUGAAUAUAGAUCUAAGAGAAGGGGUAUUAUUGGUUGUAAAUUUCAGGAUUAUGAGUAUGAACAAAUUUUGAGUGAAGUUAGUGAUAAAGAGGGAUAGGGAUACUGCUAGUGAUGUAAAGUCCAAAUGGAAUUAAUUGUAGGUGACGGUUUGAAAAAGUUAUCGUAAUCGAGGGAUCCUAAUAUGCCUACAAGAAUGCCUUAUACGAUCCAGGAUUUUGAAAAGGGGAUGCACAAAAUACCCAGUUCAUGAAGUUAAAUUUACUUGAGUGUACAGUUAACAUGCACAGUGUAUGAAAAGAUAGGGGAUGAGAAGAUACCCCUGCAUCCCCCCUCUGGAUCAGCAACUUGCUACUUAUGUAUUAUGAUGACAUAAUCAAAUGUGCUUUUGCUUAGUUUUCAUAUUAUCAACAUAAUCAGCAGCAUUAAGUGUCAUUAAAUAUGCAGAGAUGCUUAUUGCUGUAUGUGUUCAUGGAGUGUUUGGAGUAGUGGUGAUGUUUGGUUGACAUAUCUUGUUGCGUUUGGAUGAAGGAACAUAUUUACUUAUGUUCAAUUUUGUUGUGCUUGAAAAUAUGGUUCGGUUUGUAAUUAGUAUCAUAUGGAAAGGAAGGGUCCUUUUUGUUCAAUCCGAACUUCGUAAUUUUAGAAAUACGGAAAUGGUUCAAUUAUAUUCUUAACUUAAAUGCCUGUUUAGUUGUUUAUUUCCAUCCUUUACUGUAUAGUUCUGUUCAGUUCUAUAUAGUUAUGUACAGUUCUGUACACUUUGGUAUAGUUCUGUACAGUAUCAAAUGGAUCACUGCCAGAAUAUGUGUUCAAAGAGGAUUUGUCUUCUCAAUGCAAGUGCAAAUUUACUGCAAAACUCUUAUCAGUCAUUUGAAACAAAUUGUGCUCUGGAUAAUUUGUAGACUUGUUCCAAGACAGAGUUGUUGGAUAGUCUCAAAGUCACUAGGCAUUUGGUUUGGAAUUGACAAAGGACCAACCGGUAGUAUUAGUUUCGGUCUAAGUGGCAUUGAACAGGCUAAAGUGAGGAAUGAAACAGAGAUCCUAGAUCAUAUGCCAGUCUGCUGCAGUAUCUGUUAGACAUGUACAUUCCAGGAAAAUUAGAUCAAGCGAAAAACAAAACAAGUUGUUUAAGUCACUGCGUGAAUAUAUUGAUGUUUCUUUGUUACAUAAUGUUUUCAGGAUUUUUCACAUUUCAUAUUUUCAGGGUCAGUCUAAUACAUGCCCAUGAAUUAAAAUAUUAAAUAUGUUGGGCACAGGGUAUUUCUGCUGUCUUUCUCAAGUCUGAUAUGAUUGUGGCUGGGGCAUUCAAUGAAAUUAUUAUUCACUGUCACAUCACAGUGAGUGCAUUCAGGGUAGACGUCUUUAUCAACCACAUGUUACUAAUCAUUUAACACACUUAGUGUCCAUGCUUGUCGUAAGAGGCGACCAAUGGGAUCAGCGGCCAGAUUUGCUGACAUGGUUGACAUAUGUCAUCAUAUCCCAAUUGCAUAGGUUGAUGCUCAUGUU